AUGGGGUUUGCAUCAUUCGUCCAAACACCAGUAAAUUGGUGGAACAAGAUUCCGUUUAUUAGAAACAUUUCAGUGACCCUUUUCAUGAUAAUUUUGCCAACACCAUUUGUCGCGAUACCAGGCAUUAUUUCGGCAAUUUACGUCUUUUUAAGCGUGUUACUCUCAGUCUCUUAUUUCAUAUCAAAAACACCUUUGACUCGAAUGUUCUCUUUUCUGAUGUUCCCAUUCACAAUGGCCCAUUUAAUAACUGUUAUAACAUGUUACUAUUUGAAUCUUAACUCACACUGGGCUUUAGCGCUUUGUGGUCUCGACUUCAAUAAAAUGGGAGACUUGGGAUACACUCGGUUUGUGAUGUCCACAUGCACUAUUUCUGCUGUUUUUAUCAUAUCAAUACCAGUGGCUUUGUCACGAUACUAUCCGUCCAAUAAUAAAUCAAAGAAAGCGAUGAAGUAUCUCACGUCAUUUCUCUUCUUUGUAUUGUCAUUUUUGCUGAACGCAUCACAUACCGGCGCUGCUCCAAUAUUGUUCUUACUCUGCUCUGUCGCUAUGUUCUGCAUUCCACAGAGAUAUUUUACGUACUUUUCUAUACCCAUCGCGUUCACUACUUUUCUCUACAUAAUACUGUGGACUUUCUAUUCAUUAUACGCGUGGGUUGCAUACAAAUUUGAUCUCUUUGGUGUUAAGGACUUGUCGUUGGUCGAUGAAAUCAUGUCGACUUUGGGCUUCACCAAAACACCAUUAAACAGUCGUGUCUACACAACAAUGACAUAUUUGUCGCAAUUGUUCUUUGCAUUUGCGUGUUGGGGAAUCAGUCAAGUGCAAGUGUUCAAUGCUCAAGAUGACGUGCCAGAAGGGUAUCAAAUAGUGGAUGAUGUGCUUCCCAGUACUCAAAAAGAGUCCACUUUCACUUCAAUUUACAUUGUCGCCAUAUGCUUAAAGUUCUUAACUAAAGUGCUUUAUUGGACUAAAGUGACACUCAAAACACUUUUAGAAGUUGUGAUCAACUGUGCACUUUAUAUCACUUUAGCUAUCAUGUUUUGUGUUGGGUUGAUCGACAUUUCAGUGCUUGGGUUCUCUUUCAUGGUAUUAUCUGUUAUCUACUUAUUCUUACCAUCUCGAUGGGUCAUGAAAUUAUGGCCAGUUCUGAUUGUAUUCACAUUAGCAGAGAUCGUGACAUUACUCAUUGUCCAAUUGGAUUUGAUUGAUAUCUCAAACGUCCCAGACUUUAUUGGGUUAGUUAAGUACAAUAUAGAAACAAAUAGUGAUGUCUACAAAUUUGAAGACACUGUUAUCGUUGGGUUGUUCUCUCGGAUAUUCUUACUUGGUGUUUCAGUGGUGCAAUUACUUGCAAAUGGAUUUGAGUCGCGGAUCGAGCAUAAUGAAACAGUGGUUGAUAUAGUGAAAUACUGUUGUGCUAAAAUUGUCGACUUCUGGGGCAUCUUCUUCUGUUGUGUGUUCAUAGCAAUGGCUGCUUUUCUUGAGAACAUCAAUAUUGAGUUAUUGUUAUACAUCUUAGCUCUCUUCAUAUUAGUAGUGAUUCAAACCCAUUUCAAAAAGUAUAAAAAGAUCAUCCGAUUUGUCCUUCCUGUUUUUGCAGUGAUUUUCUUUGUAGUUCUUGUAGUUCGGUAUUUGGCUCAACUUGCAGAUUACGAAGAUACAUCUUCCGAAGACUCUCAAGAAAAUACUGUUAAUGACUUCUGGGACAUUUUUACAAAGAUGAAUAGAAGUGAACUUGGGUUUAUUAAGUACACAACAAUUGGGGAAAGAAUAUUAGGGUUCCUUCCUAAUAUCAUUGUUAUUACAAUUUGUGCGAUUGAGAGUCAAUUGUUAAUCACUGUGCCACAAUAUUUACAAGAAAAGAGAAUUGAAAGAAGACGUAUUCGACUGGACCGAUCGAUGGCAGAAGGUGAGCAACUUGACGCAAAACAUGAAGAGAAAAAAGUUGAAAUAAAUGUCCAAGUUGUAACACCAAAAGCAGAUGAUGUUGAUUACCACAUCAUCGAAGUGAAAGUUCCUGGAAAGCUUCGAAGGUUGUCAAAUUUGUUUAUGAGGUUCUUGGCUAUAUACCUUCCACAUAUUGCGAUUAUAUGUUCAAUUGUUAUUGCUGCAUAUCCAGCUGUAUAUUCAAGUGAGACGGAACAGACAUGGGAUAUCUUGCAUUUGCUCUUGUUCAUAACAACAUUAGUUUCUUUGUUAUCCAAAAAAGGAUUUAACACGGCAACAAUUCCACUCAUUUGGGUUUGUAUAGUCGCACUUCUAUUCUUGGUCAUCCCCAAUUUCCAUACAGUCAAUGACUUCAUUGAUCAAUCUGGAAUAUUCAGUGAGGGAUAUAAAGAAUGGUUCUACAAAAUGAUUGGCUUGAAAACAUGUUACAUAACAUCGACACAUGUCGACAUUCAAUGUUCUAUGAUAGAUGAUAAUGCGUAUCCCAAUAGUUGGGCUAUUACAAAGGACUUUGUGAUCAUUCUAUUUUUAGUCAUAUUAUCAAGUACAUCAUACUUCUGGGGUGUUCACUACGAAAAAACAGCACCACUUGUGCUAUUUAAUUACACGGAGAUAUCAAAGGACACAGCACAAAUUUCUUUAAACAAGGUUAAGUACUACAUCUCCAAUUUCUUCACUGUCUUUGGACCAUUGUGCACAUUUAUAUUCAUUUGUAUAUGCUGUGGAUAUCACGGAAGUGACUUCCUUGGACUUGUUUACUUAACAAUAGCUUUAACUGGCGUAGUAGCAAAUCAGACUGUCUUAGCAACAUUAAUACCAAUCUCUGAAAUUGUUUUGGUAUCGCUUUUAAUAUUCAAUUCAAUAUGGACAAUUCCACUCUCUGGUGGACCUUUUGAGGGAAUCACUGGAUGGAGAAAUUGGGACUGGGAUACCGACUUUACUAUUAGAAAGUACUUAUUGUUAACGCCAUCCGGGUAUGGAGAGAUGUUGUUGGUUUCCCGUGUUUUGGACUCGGUAUGUAUCUUCCUCAUAUAUCGUAUUUCGUAUAUAUAUAGUGACGGACAUGCAAAUGAUAUUUACGACUUCUUAUGUCCUUAUUACUUCCCAGAAAGAGUGCAGACAUUCUUUGAUGUUAUAGUAAAGUUUGUGUUAAAGUAUAUAGGGCUAUUAUGUGGUAUAAUUGUUGUCUUUCUUUCAAUUACCAGAAAGGAUAUAUUCUCAUACAUCUACCUUGGAUUCACAAUAUACCUAAUCUUCAAAGGUGGAUACACAAAACAGUGGAGAGCGUGGAGAAUUCUUCAAGGAAUUAAUAUACUCGUGUUAGUCUUACAAAAUUUAGUAGUUACAUCAGCCCUGUUACAAGGAGUUAGAGAUUCUUCUACUAACGAACAUAUUAAAAAGCUGAUUAACUUUUCUCUCCAAGUUCUCCGAACGUUUGGGUUAAACUUGACAACGGGAAAAGAGUUUUAUAUUAAUGUAACAAUUUAUUUUAUCUUAUUAGCCCGAACGUGUCUUAUUAAACACCUCAGUCGAGCGUUAAUCAAAAUUGACGAAACGGAAGAGAUCGAAAAGGAAAAAGUCUUUGCUAAAACAAAAGAGUUGAUUGACUUAGACAGAGAUAAGAUUUUGCUUGAGCUCGAUAUUGAGUAUAAUAACAAAGUGAUGCGAAUGAGAAGACUCGAAGAGUUGCGUGUGUUGAGAAAGAAAGAUCGAUUGAGCGAUUACAACGACGCUGAAAUUGCUGAAGAAGCACAGUCGUUACCUUUAAAAACAGACACCAGAGGAAAUGAU
Messenger RNA from Entamoeba invadens IP1, 3735 nucleotides. RefSeq lists its product as hypothetical. The annotation marks the transcript as partial. Gene Ontology annotation, cellular component: membrane. Lineage: Eukaryota; Evosea; Mastigamoebida; Endamoebidae. The transcript has 2 exons. The record is from RefSeq and is a predicted model, not a curated record. Gene Ontology annotation, molecular function: mechanosensitive monoatomic ion channel activity; monoatomic cation channel activity. Gene Ontology annotation, biological process: regulation of membrane potential; detection of mechanical stimulus; cellular response to mechanical stimulus.